CUCACUCUCAAAUGGAUAUCUUCACCCGAUACUCAGACCCUCAUCCAUUCGGGUGUCCGACUGAGAACCCGGAGAGCGCUUCUUCCUUGUCCGACGCCGGCCACCACUCGGACGAAGAAGUUUUACUGGCUUCCAGCAAGCCCAAGAGGCGCGCGGGGAGGAAGAAAUUCAAGGAGACGAGGCACCCUGUGUAUCGCGGGGUUAGGAGGAGGAACAACAACAAGUGGGUUUCCGAAAUGCGGAAGCCCAAUGAGAAGACAAGGAUAUGGCUUGGGACCUACCCGAGUGCUGAGAUGGCAGCGCGGGCGCAUGACGUGGCGGCUUUGGCGCUUAGAGGAACCUCUGCUUGUCUCAACUUCGCCGACUCGGCUUGGAGUUGUCGCGUGCCGGCUUCGACGGACGCCGGGGAGAUUAGGAGGGCUGCAGCGGAGGCGGCGGAGGGCUUCCGGCCGAGUCAUGAUGAUCAGUUGGUUGAGAAGGAUUGCGGAGAGAGAGUUUUGGAUGAUGAUCAUCAGCAAGAAAGUGUGAUGUAUAUGGAUGAGGAGGCUGUGUUUGACAUGCCUGGAUUGCUGGUGAAUAUGGCGGAAGGGCUGCUUCUAUCUCCUCCUCAGUACUGUUUAGAGGAUGACAUGGAAAGGAAUGUUGAAGUUUCUUUAUGGAGUUUCUCAAUCUAACAAUAGA
Molecule: messenger RNA, 681 nt
Organism: Corylus avellana
Lineage: Eukaryota; Viridiplantae; Streptophyta; Magnoliopsida; Fagales; Betulaceae
Product: dehydration-responsive element-binding protein 1B
Biological process (GO): regulation of DNA-templated transcription
Molecular function (GO): DNA-binding transcription factor activity; DNA binding
Source: RefSeq, a predicted model, not a curated record